UUGGGAUAAGAAGAUAUUUGUCCCUAGAAGCUUCUCUCUGCUUUGGUUCUCCACUUAGUGCUAGUGAUGAUGUUGUCUCAUGAUAUGGUCUUCAGUUAAAUGCCAGUAUGAUGCAGUGGGGCUUGUUAAAUCUGUCACAACGCUCAGCGGGUUGCUCUUAUGCUUACUGUAUUGUCAUUAGAAACUGAAAGCGACAGCCUGUUCUCUGCUGGCUUAAUAUCUGUAAAGGCUGAGGUCACAGACUCUGUCUCAGGCUUGUGUUCUCCUCUCAGACACGCUCAGAAGGUUAAAGUAACCACUUUACUUGUCUUGACCCCAGGAGAUUGGUCAGAAACUUGGCUCAACCAUGUGACUUCUCCAUUUGACAAAGCCUCAGUUAUGUAACUGUGCCAUCAAAGGUUUGCCAGCAGCAGCAGCAGUCUAAAUCGCCCUCACAUCACCCACAGCCUCGACAGAAGCAGCGACCAUGGGCAAACAGAACAGCAAGCUCCGUCCCGACGUCAUGCAGGACCUGGUGGAGAACACAGACUUCACCGAGCAUGAGAUCACCGAGUGGUACAAGGGCUUCUUGCGGGACUGCCCCAGCGGCGCGCUCUCCAUGGAGGAAUUCAAGAAGAUCUACGCCAACUUCUUCCCUUACGGAGAUGCUUCAAAGUUUGCCGAGCAUGUCUUCCGUACGUUUGACGCCAACGGAGAUGGGACUAUAGACUUCAGGGAGUUCAUCAUUGCCCUGAGUGUGACUUCACGUGGCCGACUCGACCAGAAGCUGAAGUGGGCAUUCAGUAUGUACGACCUGGAUGGGAAUGGAUACAUUAGCAAGGCAGAGAUGCUGGAGAUUGUAACGGCUAUUUACAAGAUGGUUUCCUCUGUGAUGAAGAUGCCUGAAGAUGAGUCCACCCCUGAGAAACGCACAGACAAGAUUUUCAGGCAGAUGGACACAAAUAGAGAUGGUAAACUGUCCCUUGAGGAGUUUGUCGAAGGAGCGAAGAACGAUCCCUCUAUUGUUCGGCUGCUUCAGUGUGAUCCCAGCAGUGCUGGGCAGUAGAAAACUGGACUUUUCCCAUCGCAGUUUGAUUAAUUUAACAAUUUUUCAUAAUCUCUCUUCUGGUCCACCUGAGAUUGUUGACAUUUGAUUGCUUGAGCUAUAGAGGCACAUGCACAUAUACACACACGCAUGUGCACACGCACACACACAUAACCAACAAGCAACUGUAUGUACUAAAAAUACCAAAGCCUGGUGCAUAAAAAGUCUUUCAAAUACUCACACGCACACACUGUACAUUUGCCUCUAUGGCUGGUCAAAAGCUACAGACAACAUGGAUCUCAAAUAUGGUACAAAUAUAACCCAAAGGACUGAAAUCCCAUCAAAGACUUGUUAAACACUGAAUGAAAGCUGUGCUAUCUCUGUCUGAGAAGAUGGCCAGCAAGGAUAAUCCAACAGAUUCGUGACGUACGUCAAGCCGAAUCCAAGUUCACUGUUUGUUUUUAUUCUUUUAUUUGUUGUUUUUGAAAGCAUCGUUCCUUAUUUACAGGGAAUCAUGCCCAUUUCAUUCUCUUUUAACUGACUCGGGUUGCUGUGUGAUGAUGGACAGAUCUUAAAAGUAUUGCAGUCUAACUCCAUGUUAACACUGGAUAAAAUGAAGUAUGUGAGUCUGGGACUACAAGUGUUCACAGCUUUCAGUAUGGUAGACAGGAGAUCUGGGAAAUUUAGUUUUAGAAAAGAUGCAAGAUGACUUCUUUUAAAUUUAUAUUUUGGAGGAAUGUUACAUCAAACCAAAACUGACACAGUUUUUUUUCAAAUGAAGGGGAAUAUUUUGACUUCAACCAUCUGUUCUUUUGAAACUGACUUUUUAUACCAAGUUCUGUGUCCCCAUACACACACACACACACACACACACACACACACACACAUACACACAUAUUGACAUGAGUACAUGAACUUGACAUGCAUGUAAACUGAGCUGUGAUACUUUUUCUUCAACUAUGAUUCAUCAAGUGUAUCAGCAAAAAAAAAGUUAGAUGUUAUGUGGAUAUAUAGUAUGUACUUAUAUAUUCUUUUACUCUGUGAUAACAUUGCAGCGAUUUGCUGCAAUGGAAGAAAUUCACUUUAAAAUUUUGACGUAUAAAUUAUUUGGAAUGUGAUGAUUUAUGACAUUUUCUUUACUUGACAAAUACGUUAUGGAAGUUGUACAGCAUACAGUAUAUUCGCUCAUAUUUAUGAUAGAGAGGUUUAAAAGGAGAGGACCACACAUAUUGCUAUCCAUUCAGCAUAUCCAUUGUUAUAAUGAGAGACAAAAUAGCUACAGAGGUCAGUUUGAUCCUCAAACCAUUUAUGCGUCAUGAACGUGCAACAGGAACAUUUGCAAAUGUCAAGCAAAUGUAACUUUACAUCUCUUGAACCUGCACGCGUUUUUCCUUAUCUGAAGUCGUUUCAAACACAGCUGUAAUAGUAAGACAAGUUGAGUGCUACUGUGACAAUGGAGAUUACCGUUAUAUGACUAUGACACUGUAGCAGACACUUAUAUAAGCAAACAAAGCAAAGACAUGGGUAGCAGCAUCCACCAAGCCCCACUGUGUUUUUGCAAGAUGUACUGAUAAUUCUUUACUGCUUCCAUUCUGCUUAAUUUACACGUGAAAACCUGCUGUUCUGAAAACACCAUGAGAUACAGUAGUCUUCACAGUCAGAUGAAUGAUGGCUUUGGUGGAACAAAGCAGUUGUGAUAAAUUCUCUGGGAUUCUGCACAUUUCAAGUAGGUGAUCAGGUACUUCAGUCCCACAUUUUAUUUCAAUAGCAUCUUGUGGUCAAGUGCCAAAUAUAGAUGAAUUAAAGAAAGGAAAAAAAAACAGUAUUGUAUCCAUUUAUACUGUACAGUUGUUACCUGUCGAACAAAAAAGAACUUUGUCACUGUAUCAUUUUGUAGAUUUUAUAUUGUUAACUUGCAUUGUGUGUUAUGUGUAGGAUGUCCAUUUUGUUAUUCAAAUAAAGACAAAAUGGGAAUGG
Scatophagus argus is the source of this 3001-nucleotide messenger RNA. It is a transcript of the gene ncaldb, whose product is annotated as neurocalcin delta b. Bases 467 to 1045 code for a protein of 192 amino acids. Gene Ontology annotation, biological process: calcium-mediated signaling. The record is from RefSeq and is a predicted model, not a curated record. Lineage: Eukaryota; Metazoa; Chordata; Actinopteri; Scatophagidae. Gene Ontology annotation, cellular component: cytosol. Gene Ontology annotation, molecular function: calcium ion binding; actin binding; tubulin binding. The transcript is spliced from 4 exons.